Aplysia californica (California sea hare) is the source of this 4112-nucleotide messenger RNA. RefSeq lists its product as uncharacterized. The record is from RefSeq and is a predicted model, not a curated record. Gene Ontology annotation, molecular function: protein kinase activity; ATP binding. Gene Ontology annotation, biological process: protein phosphorylation. Gene Ontology annotation, cellular component: plasma membrane. NCBI's taxonomy places the organism in Eukaryota, Metazoa, Mollusca, Gastropoda, Aplysiida, Aplysiidae.
GCUUUCAACAUGCUGCUGGAUCAGAAACAGGCGAACAGUUUCAAGACGUCCCCCAAACAAAUAUUUGAUGAGGAUGCAGACAGUUGUGGCGCGAGCUCUAUGGCGUCUACAAUGAUAUCAGCCAAGAAACUUUUUGUUGAUUUACCAGACAGGGAGAUGGCAGCAGGUAUAAUGGGGACACAGGAUAAUGCCAAGUGGAGGACGUCCUUGUGUCACAUCCCAUACUCGGUCACACGUCAAUUAAUGCUCUCACUGGAUGCCUUUCAAGGAUUUGAAACACUCGCGGCUGCUGUAGGUUACACCUCAGAGAAAAUGCAGUUGCUGACCCUGGAACUCCACAAAAGUGAAGGGAGCCCCACCCGCACCCUGUUGUGGGACUUGGGCUGCCAGAAUUACAAAGUCAGGGAUCUUUAUGAGAAGCUGAGAUUAGCAAACAGGCAGAGAGAAAUGUCUAUUUUGGAAAAUUAUGUGGCCACAGAAGAGAAGAAGUCUUUGCCUUCUGCCUCAGCUUGUGGGUUCUCUUCCUUGCCCAGACAUUCAGGCUCUGGACCUGGGACAGACAUGCAGAGCAUCUUCCCCUAUCUCAGCAUGCAGGAUCCCCAGUCAGGGAAAGGGUUUGGCCCGCCGGGAAGUGCCAACAACUUCAACCACAUGUCUGGGAUGGACAAAGCUGCUGCGGUCAACACUGGGAUGAGAAAGCAGUACGAUGACAAGGUCAUACCUGGCACAGAACCUCACGCACUCGCUCUGGUCAGCGGGUCAUCCAAUGGAGCUGUGGGCGGGUACCACAGUGGGUCCAAUGACUCACAGUACGCUAUGCCCAUGGAGUUGCCACAGAGGCUGGGACCUCCGUCUGAGACUUCUGACCACCUCUCCGACAGUAGCCGCCCGUCCCUUGCUUCCACCUUCCAUGUGCCGGAGAUGCAGGGGAGUAGUGGGGGCUCUGUCUCAAUGCCCAGUAGCGGAGUGGAGAAAAUUCAACAGCUGCUGAGAGAGGAGAGCCAGUCUUCUAGUGCCAGCGGUAGUGGUGGUGGUAGCAGUCAGUCCCAGAGGCUUGACCACACCAUCUCUACCUCCAGCAGUCACUCACAAAGACUGGACAGCGUCUUUACGGGCGCCAGUCAGUCCCAGAGACUGGACAGUGCCUUCAUGUCGGACAGCGGUCGGCCUCAGAGAGCAGACAGUACCGUGUCCACCACCAGCAGCUCCAGCGAGGCAGACUUUGCCCUGUCUGUUAAGACGACAUUCUCCCACAGCGAUUUGGUCCAGGCUACCGGGGGAUUCAGCGAGAAGAAUCUGCUCGGAGAAGGAGCGUUUGGGACUGUGUAUCGGGGACACUUGAGGCAUCUGGACUGUGCCGUCAAAAUACUGAAAAAGACUGAAGAGAAGCCGACAGACAACUGCAGUCAGUUGCGGAGUGAGUUGACCACACUGCUCAAGUACCAACAUGAGAACAUUGUGACACUCUACGGCUAUGCCCUGGAUGGCCCUGAUCUCUGUCUGGUCUACCAGUAUCUGGAGAUGGGAUCCUUGGAGGACAGGCUUGGACUCAAAGACGGCACAGAUCCACUGAGCUGGGAACGCAGAAUGAACAUCAUUGUUGGGGCAGUAACUGGACUCAACUUUCUGCACAAGUUUGGCAAACAGCCGCUUAUUCAUGGAGACAUCAAGAGCGCAAACAUUUUGCUGGACAAAUAUUGUGAGGCAAAGAUCGGUGACCUGGGUCAGGCGUCCUAUGCUACGAAAAACUCUGGGGGUGACACGAAAGGUUUCACCCACUUCACCAAAGCUGACACAAAGACCAAACAGUUUGGGACCCAGGCCUAUCUGCCCCAUGAUGUCAUCGGCAGUGGAAGGCUGUCUAUCAACAUCCAGUCGGAUAUCUUUGCCAUGGGUGUGGUUUUCCUCGAGGUGCUCAGUGGCCUGAAGGCUUAUGAUCCUGAUCGAGGUGGAGGCCACUUCUUGGCCGCCUAUGUGAUAGACUGCAUCCAGAGCAAGUAUGAUGAAGGUGAAUGGCAGGCUGAGUUUCAGGACAAGAGAGCGGCCAAUGACAUGUCAGCGGAACUCUUCAUCUCUUGUAUGAAAUUGGCCAAAAAAUGUACAGCCCAGAUAAAGAAGGCCAGGCCAACCAGUGAGAAGUUGUUGGAGAGUGUGAAGGAGCUUUACAAAAAGUUCUGUGAAGUUUCAAGAGAGCUCCGAAGACAGUAUUCUGAUGUGAGUACGGAUUCCUCGGGACCUACCAGUUCCAUGCAGAUCAGCUCCACGGACUCGCUGUACCAGCACCAGAGCUGUGAGAGUGAGCUGGGAGUGGUCAGUUGUGGGCCCACAUCGUCCACCCCCACCCCUCUGCACAUGAGCCUCCCACCCCAGUCCUCCAAUGUUUCCCAGCUCCAGUCUCAACGUUCUAUGCCAUAUCGCUCGGCUCAUUCAUCCUUACCAUAUUCCCCCCCAAUGCCUGGAUCCUCUUACUCUCCUCACGGCAAUUCUGUCGAGCGCCUUCAACAGCAAAGGUUUCAACAGUUUCAGUCUGUGCAUACGGAACAGUCUGGCAAGUUUCCUCAAACGAACUCUCAGUUGUCUUCGUCGUCGCCCCAGCAUUUUGCCCCCAGUGAUGUGUCUCAAUCGAUGGUGCCGCCGCCCCAUCAGAGAGGACUUCAUCAUCAGCCUGUCGGUGCGGGCAUGGGAAAUGUGGGGCCCACGGCCGGCCCAUUACUGCACCAGAUGGAACCGCAGUCUGAAGCAUUGCAACUGCAGCGUAUGUACGACAUGCAGGAACAGAAGAAGAAGAUAGACAGCCUCCCCGACCUUUCUGGGGUGACCCCACAACCCAACCCCCACAACUCUUCCUCUUCUGUUGCUCCUUUAGGCCACUCUCAAACACCCUCCUUUGAUGAACAAAACGUGCCGGUGACUUCGGAGCAGGCAGAUAGUUUAUUCAUUGACCAUCCCACAGAUCCCAAAAAGCUCGAGUAUAUUCGAAAUUGGGAUGGGAAUGCCUACAAAAAUGAACCAGAUCCUCAGAGUUACAAUCAUACUGGUUCAGUGAAUGUCGCAUCUCCUCCUUCCAUGGUGAAAGGAAAUGUUGAGUCUGUGAGAUAUAACACAGGACAUGGGUGUGAUAGUUCCACCUGUGAGGAAUCUGUUGGACAAGAGUCACCUUUGGGCGCUCGUAGAGAGAGUGACGUGGACAAUAAUGCUCUAGGAAUUGGCCACGGUGAUGUGGACAGCUCAGAAGUCGACUCCUCAAGUUCUGUGACAAAAAAGACGAAUCCUUUCUUUAGCAGAUACAAACUGGAGCGUGAAACUCUGUCUCAAGAAAAUGAAUUAGAUGAUGAUGAUAACGACACGUGAUCAAUUGAGUCGAGUGAAAAAAGUUAAACUAGAAAUGUCCUGUCCAGUCCACUCAGUUCAAGACUGCAAAAUUAGUUUUUAAUUAGAAUCUGAAAUCAUAUUUUUAUUCUAGGGCAUAAAAAAAAAAUACUUGACCUAAAAAGAAAGCAAAGUUGUUUUAUCAGUCUCUUGAGAAGAGAAAGGGAAUUUAUUUUAUAUAUAUCUAUCUUUACUGCAAACUGUCUUGUCAGAACUAAGGACUGAAAAUGAAAAUGGACUAACAGUACACUUGUGACCAGAUCAAGUCUAUGAAUGUUAUUGGAUUUGGAAAAAUGUUUACUGUGAAAUAAAGAUGUUCUUCCUUGUAGGGAAACAAGGAAGAUUGCAGCUUGGUGUCAUCUUUCAUCGCCCCUACCUUCUCUCAUAUCAUCUCCUGUUAGUGGCCAGCUUUUCCUAAAGUGAAAGCAACAUGGUACCUCCUUCUGUCCCUUUAGUUGGACUGAUCUAUUUGUUCCAUCUCUUCACAUACUUGUAUUCAGUAGUUGUACUGGUUACGGUAUCUCUGUGUCUGUUAUGUUCAUGCUAUUGGAAGGUAUCACUGGUGGGUCAAACUUACACUUUUCUGACCCCUCUGUUGUUUCUUUGUAUUUUUCAUACUCUUUCCCAGCACUAAAUGACCAUUAAUGUGUCCAUGUUUCUCUUCUCUUUACUCAAACUCAAUAUCUCUCUUUGAUCAGAGUGCUAUAUCAGUAAUAAAGCUCCUACCUGAGGACCUCUCAAAA